GUCAUCGAAGUGAUAUGGAUUCUACUCAAGAAGAUGAACUAGUUUAUGCACAUACACGAAACGAAGGGUUUGGUGAAGAAGUUAAACGUCAUAUUUUGUUAGGAACUUAUACAUUAACUGCGGGGUAG
Molecule: messenger RNA, 128 nt
Organism: Cetraspora pellucida
Lineage: Eukaryota; Fungi; Glomeromycota; Glomeromycetes; Diversisporales; Gigasporaceae
Source: the annotation of a GenBank genome assembly